AUGUCUAUAGUUGAGCUGAGAGACUUGGGCAGAACUCCAUUCACUGCCUCUGAGGCACUGGAAGCACAGCUCGCGGAAAAUUUACGAACAUGCAGCAACUUGAGAGACGGCAAGAACAUCCACUAUUUGAUCCUGCAGACAGAGCACCAAGCAAGCAGGUACCUUGGAAAUCUGCUCAUCCAGAUGUAUGGAACAUGUGGCAGCUCACAGAACGCAAAGCUGGCGUUUGAUUCCAUACAAGAUCCCAAUCACUUCUCGUGGAACGCUCUCAUCAUUGCAUAUGCCCGAAAUGGGCAUCUUCAGGCAGCAAAGGCAGCAUUUGAUAGAUUUACCGAAAAGGACAUGGUUUCCUGGAACAUAAUGAUAAAUGCCUACAUAAAAUCUGGUCAGAUGUGCGAGGCAAUCUCUCUUUUCGAAAUAAUGCCAGAAAGAAAUGUCGUAGCUUGGAACACUAUGGUUACCGCAUUUGCCAAAAAUGGCCAUUUGGAGGAGGCUAGGCGUACGUUUGAGCUCAUGCCUUACAAAAACGCAGUGACUUGGAACUUGAUGCUGCAAGCUUAUGUUGAUGCUGGGGAAUUACUCCAGGCAGAGCUUUUCUUUUCGAGGAUGCCACAGAAAAACGUUAUGUCUUGGAAUGCCAUUGUUUGGCUGCAUGGCAAAAACGGGAAGAUUGUCGAGGCAAGGAGACUGUUUGAGAGCACACCAUUCAAGAAUGUGGUUUCGUGGACGACAAUGGUUUCCUGCUACGUAAACAAUGGGGACCUGGAAGAGGCCGAGAGAGUUUUUAACAAGAUGCCGGAGAGGAACGAGCUCUCAUGGACUUGUAUGAUCACUGCUUAUGCCAAUGCCGGCCUCAUGGACAUGGCGACUCAGGUGUUUGAGACGAUGCCCGAGACAUCCCUAGUCUCGUCCACCGUGAUGAUCAAGGCCUGCCUCGACAAUGGGUGCUUGAAGAAAGCCAGGGAGAUCUUCGACGCCAUGCCCGAGCACAACCUCACGUCCUGGACGACGAUGAUCCAGGGAUACAUCCAAGGUGACGACUUGAAAGAAGCCAGGAGCUUGUUCGACUCGAUGCUAGAGCGUGACUUGGUAGCCUGGAACGCGAUGCUCCAGGGGUAUGCUCUCCACGGACGGAUCGAAGAGGCCGUGUGCUUGUUCCAGAAGAUGCCCCGAACCAACGUUGUCUCCAGCACAACUCUCCUCAAUGCUUACGCGCUGAGUGGAUUCGUGGACGACGCCAGAGCCAUCUUCGACCAAAUGCCCACUCCAAACUUGGUAUCCUGGACAGCCAUGGUGAGGGGAUAUGCGCUGAAUGGGCAUAUCAGCCAGGCCAUGGAGACUUUCUAUGCCAUGCCCGAGAGGGACGUUGUAAGCUGGACGAUCAUGUUGCAAGCCUUCGCUCAAAACGGAGAUCUGGCCCGAGCAAGCUUUCUCUUCGAGGCAAUGCCGAUGAAGAACUCUGUGUCCUGGACUGCGAUGGUGCAAGGCUACGCUUGCAGUGGCUUUGCGGCGUCAGCACUGGAAGCCUGCUCGAGGAUGAAGAUGGACGGCGAGCAACCGAAUGAAAUGACUUUCCUUGGAGCUCUGGCUGCGUGUUGUUACCUGGGGCUGCUGGAUCAAGGCUGGAAGAACUUUGUGUCGCUGAAGCAGGACUUUGGAGUGGCUGCGAGUGCUCAGCACUUCAACAGCAUGGUUGAUCUCCUGGGCCGAGCUGGCAGGGUGGAGGAGGCCGAGAGUUUGCUCAAAACCAUGCCGUUUGAUCCCGACCAUGCUACAUGGACGAGCUUGUUGGAUGCGCGUAGAAGCCAGCGCGAUGAGCUCGAGCCACUUAUCUUUCUCCACGAAAGCCAGACUCCUCGUUGUAAACUGACAGUGCGAGAAAAAACUUAG
Selaginella moellendorffii is the source of this 1890-nucleotide messenger RNA. RefSeq names its product pentatricopeptide repeat-containing protein At4g02750-like. NCBI's taxonomy places the organism in Eukaryota, Viridiplantae, Streptophyta, Lycopodiopsida, Selaginellales, Selaginellaceae. Gene Ontology annotation, molecular function: protein binding. The record is from RefSeq and is a predicted model, not a curated record. The coding region runs from base 1 to 1890 and encodes 629 amino acids. The transcript has a single exon.